Candidula unifasciata is the source of this 213-nucleotide messenger RNA. NCBI's taxonomy places the organism in Eukaryota, Metazoa, Mollusca, Gastropoda, Stylommatophora, Geomitridae. The record is from the annotation of a GenBank genome assembly.
AAAAAUGUCCCAAGAAAACAGCCAUAAGAGAGUAAAAAUAAACAUGGAAAUGAAACAUCAAAUCAUUGAAAAGCGAGAACGUGGUGAAAGCGUGGCUGAUCUGGCAUGUACAUGCAAUCAGUCUACAAUAACAAUUUGCACUAUCUUCAAGAAUAAGGACAAGAUUAAGGAGAUAGAUGCUACACAGAGGGUGACAAGAAUAUUUGCGCAACG